AUGAUGGGAAAACGCCUCCGCACUCAAGACGCACAGUUCAACACCCAUGAGGCCCUGUAUGCCAACAUCGCCCCAGGCCAGCAGGUACAGAUUGUGGAAAAUGUGACUGAGUAUCCAACAUCCCUGAUACAGCAAAAGCUGGGAGAUGAUUUUGAAUUGAAAUCAGUGAAAAUCGACCCCAGGAUUUUCGGGGUUCCUUGCUGUAGGGCAAGGCUCUACGCAAUUGCUUGGAGGAAGGACAUGCUGCAAUGGACAGAUCAUUUUAGCUUGGAGGAUUUCUUGGAUUGCCUCACCUCCCAAGUUGCACUGGAUGCCUUGGAGUACUGGUGGAUGGAUCUUCCAACAAGCCAGCUGACUCCCGGGGAAGAAGGUCCCCAACAGCAGCGAGCAGCCAAGGACGAAGCAAGUUGCCAGACCUUGUCGCUGAGCUUCCUGGCCAUCACGCUAGAAGCUCCAAUUGAAGGUCUGCCCGUGCUGACCGAUUGGAUCAGAACAUGUUCUGAUGUGUGGCUCAAUGGAUUUGAGUCAUGGCGUGAGCCGAUUGAAGUUCGAUUGGGGCCGGAUGGAAAGUUGGGGGAGGAGCUCAAGCCAGCCAUGCUGAUUCCGACCAAGGGACGUGGCAGGGCAAGCAUGAUCCUUUUUGGAGUUCUUUACACCUACGUGAAGCUCUGUGACACCCUCUCAGAUGCUGAGCAGAAUGACUUCUUGAGAUUCAUGGACACCGUGAAGGACAUCCAGGUGGUCCUCAUGCCAGUUGGAGUCUGCAAUGAUGCAUGGACCACCAUUGAGAAGCACCUGCAUUACUACCGAUUUGCUGAAUCAGAUCACAAUGGCGAGCACAUGUUCAUGGACGAGACAAUCGCCAAAGUUACCAAGUUGGCGGUGGAUGGGGACUACACAAACGAGUUGAUGGAAGCUGUCACACUACGAGAUCCAAAUUUCCAACCGCAUCACUUGAUGUUUUGGAACGAGAAUGUCACCAUGAAGGCCCCGCCAACAGAAACCAGCUUUGCAACAGUCGACAGUGAGAUCGACAAGCUGGAUAAAAACGCACGAGAAAGUGCGUUCCGCCAAGACUGCCUGAAACUGGCGCGUGAUUGCGCACAGCUUGCUCAACUCUACAAAAUGGAUAGCAAACAUGAGCGAGGUGUGAAGCUCCAAAAAAUCACCCACUUGAAGCAGCAGAAUGCAGUGGGAGCAGACUUUAUCCAGAAGUACAUGCAUCUGAACGCGCGUCAUGUUGCUGGACGAACUGGCGAGCUGGAGAGUGCCUUGGAUGAGUUUCUCAUCCGCUUGGGGAAGCACGAGAGGUUCAAGAAGGGAGGGGUUGUGGUAUGGCUCGACUUGACAAAAUUUGGAAGACUCACCCACAACGAUUUGAAUGAUGCCAUGGACUUGCUCCAAACAGCCCUGGGCCGUUUCCCCAAUCGCUCUUGCGCCUUUGUGAUAUGCCCGCAUUUGAUCUCAGAGAAGGUCCAAUGCGGCCUCCGUGGUGAGAUCAGGUCCCUAUCUGCAUGUCAAGAAAGUGCUCAGUUACUGGGCGGGGAAAUGAUGCCAGAGCAGGUGGUACGACUGGAGAAGAAUUCGGUGGAGACCCAAGGAUGGAAGAAAUGGAAGAUUUCCCUGCCACAAUCCUUUCGCAUCCAUUGGCUGGAUGAUGUGGUCUAUUCUGAAGAAUGGCGCCAGCUGAUUUGUGACUUUGAUUCCAAGCUUCUAGGUUUGGUCUUGCUGGCGCUCCUGCGCCAAGACCGCUACAAUGUUGAAUGCAAGAUCAGUGGAAGGACAUCCGGCACCACAUUGAUUGUGGUGGGCGCCAAGCAGCGGGAUGGCACUGUGCACAGUGCUGUGGAGUCACAAACCUACAAGCUUUUCUUGGCUGCCCAUGUCGAAGUGGAGAUUCCAAUCAGCGAGUUUCAGAUUGGCCAUGGAGGUGGCAAGUGGUUGAAGGCUGAGAAAGUCAUUGCUCUCCAGCGUGAAUGCCAACCAGGUG
Molecule: messenger RNA, 1990 nt
Organism: Durusdinium trenchii
Lineage: Eukaryota; Dinophyceae; Suessiales; Symbiodiniaceae
Source: the annotation of a GenBank genome assembly